AUCAUGGAGCCGAAAACCAGACGCCACUUACUCAUGCUGCUGACCACUGUCAUCGUCGUGACCUGCAUGGGCGUCAUGAUUCACUUUUCGGGCUUUGACCAUGAGUCGAUGACUGCGAAGAACAUCCUUCUGGCUGUAGUCAUAGUGCUGUUCUUCCAGAUGACGAUCGCCGACCCAAUAAAGUUCGUCAUUAUCGCUUUGGAGAUGUCCCUCUGGCCGCAUGCCAUGGCCAAAUAUCCGCUGUACCGCAAGGAGGAUGACAAUAUGAACAACUACAAUCGCUUGGAUUUUCUGAAGCUGCGCUUGCGGUCAAUGAAGUCGAAAAUGCGGAUCACCGAGCGCUACCGCAACGAGCAGCUGAAUCUCGAGUUUCGUAAUAUUGUUCACGACCUGUACCUCUAUGGCUCAUACUUUCUGGUGCUGACCGGGGUUGUCCUGGUCUCGCGCAACGAGCUGACCUACUACAAUACUGCCACGAUGAAUGAUCUCUUUAUGUUUAAUCGUUCGAUCUACGUUGGCCUCAACGAGGUCUAUCAUCUGAAUCAGCUGUUCGAUUUCAUACAGUCGUCGCUGGUCGAGGCAUUCAAACGGGGCGACGCCGCCGUGGGCAUCUCCAAAUGGACGCACAUCAGCCAGGCGAGGCUGCUGGGCGUUGUGCGGUUGCGCCAGCUCCGACUGGCGAAGGAGCAGUUCGGCUACGGGAGUCCCGAGUACACGGAACAGCCUUACAAGCCCGAUUGGCAGCUGCCAUAUCAGCAAUACCAUUAUGCGGACAAGUACUGGCGUGUCUACGAUCCCUGGGUGCCCAUGGUGCCAACCGAAUUCCUCGAGAAGCUUGUGCUCAACUUCAAUCACCAUGGCCAGGUGCACGACUAUCCCGAGCUGAAGGGCUAUGUGGCCUUGCUCGGUCGCGCCCAGCAGAACACCCAGAAGGUGCUUGAGUUUCUAUCCGACUACAAUUGGCUGACGUACAACACGAGCGCCGUCUUCAUGGACUUUACGCUCUACAACAUCGACGCCGACAUGUUCAGCGUGUGCACGCUGUGGGUGGAGCAGACGCCCUUCGGCGGCAUCAUACCCAACAUAUGCUGCGACAGCAUUCAACUGAUUGUGAAUACCUUGGAGAUAUCGUAUACGAGAUUGUUGAUUUUGCUCGUCUACCUGAUCACGUUCUUGGAGUUCAUUCAGGCGUUCAUCGUGAACAUUUGGUACGAGCCGUCAAAGCUGCGCAGCAUCUGGUUUAAGAUGGACGCGUUCAUCAUUGUGGUCAACAUAAUACUGAUUGCCGUCAUCUUAUGGCGGGCAUCGAUUGUGGCCUCAAUGCUGAAGAGGCUGGAGGGCGCCAAUAAGCUGGAGUUUCUUGACUUUCGCAUUCCGGGUCGCCUGUAUUUUCUGUGCAAUAUGCUCACCGGUUUCCUGAUCAGCGCUACCACGCUGCGCCUCUGGAAGGUGCUGCAGUUCGCCCGGGUGUUUCAGAUAUUCACACGAACCCUGUUCUCGGCGUGGAUGCCAUUGCUCAUCACGUGCUCGACCACUGUCAUCUUCUUGGGGGCGUUCGGCAUCGCCACAUGCGUCAUCAAUGGUAACAACAACUCGUACUUCAUGCAUGCGUUCACCAGUGUUGUCUCCAUCCUGUGCUUCUCGUUCGGCUUCAAGAGCGAGAUCCGACCCGAGGAUCUGUUCCACGGUGGCAAGUACCUGGGCGUUAUUCUGUAUGCGACCAUGGGGUUUGUGAUCGCGGUGCUCCUGAUGAACGUCUUCUCCAGUCUGAUGAACACGUAUUUCAUCGAAGCCAAGACUCUGGGCGAUGCCAAGUUCAAGGAGCAAAUCACAUUCUUUCAGUUCCUGCGCGUGGAGUUCGACAAUGCUUUUCGAAUCCUUGGCAGGAUGUUAUGCAUGGAAAAGUUUUACAAGCGCAACGGACGAACGGUCGCCGAGAAUGUGCAAAUCAUGCUGGACAAGCGCGAGCGAGAGAAUACCAACCCUCCCGCUGAGAAGGACGAGCACUUGCUUCAGGUCGAGUACAGGGAGCGCAUUGAACUGACGCUCUCCAUAUCGAGCGUUUUGAAAAUACAAAUGGAAAUACUGGAGAACUUACUGUUUGCCGAGAUCGAGGAGCAGAAAAAGAAGCACAAGAAACACAAACCAAAGGACAAAGAGCCGAACUCGCCCUAUGACAGCAUGGUAUGAGCAGGACUCGGCUCGGCUCG
Molecule: messenger RNA, 2210 nt
Organism: Drosophila navojoa
Lineage: Eukaryota; Metazoa; Arthropoda; Insecta; Diptera; Drosophilidae
Product: polycystin-2
Biological process (GO): detection of mechanical stimulus
Cellular component (GO): membrane
Molecular function (GO): calcium ion binding; calcium channel activity
Source: RefSeq, a predicted model, not a curated record